CUCUAACCUCACUUACCUCCACGUUCCUCCUGCGCAUUUCUGCGCAUUGCCUGCUCGUUGUUUAUUUCACUUCCUUCCACUCGUUACUGUGUCUCGCUCUUAGCGCUGGUCUUUCUUGCUUGCGUUCUUGUUUGAGGUGUUACGCACUGCCACAGUCGACGCCUCUCGUCGUCCUCGCCAGCCUCUCACAAUGCCUGGUUUCGCCGACUCUUUCUGGACGCCCGACUACGCCUCGGGCCUAGGUAUCUUGUACACAAAGCUUCAGCAAGGUGUCGCGGAGAAUAAACAGAUCCUCACAAUCGCAAGCCUGCGAGCGGAUGCUGAGGGUGCAUAUGGAGCGCGACUAGGCGACAUUGCUCCCUCCGUGGACAGGAUUGGCUCUGGCUUCUCCAAAGAUGAAGGAGCCAGUGUAAGAAAAGCCUACGAUGGCAUUCGUGGAGAAAUGAUCGAGGCGUCCAAGAAUCACCAGAAGAUUUCAGCCAACAUUCGGGAGCUGGUUGUGAACCCGUUUAGCCGAUGGUGUGACCAGCACGCAGCUCGUAUCCAGAAUUCCCAUGACGACUUACAGGCACGCAUCAAAGAUCAUACGAAACAAACGGACCUUGUCAGGAAACUUCGAAGCCAGUACUUCAAUAAAUGUCGUCUGGUCGAAGAUUUGGAGGAAGAAAACAAGCUGGCUUUUCAAAGCCCAGAAACAUCAAGCCCAAAAGGCAAGCCAUCGCCUCCUAAGAUUGUUUUGACAGACCCUCAAGAGCCGGAGGAGCCCGAAUUCUUCGAGCUUGGCGACAAGUCCUAUGACACUGAGGAAAUCAAAAAGGUUCUCAGUGACAUGCUCAAUGCUAUCAGAAUUGGUGAAGCCAAGGUACCGAUUUUGGGUACCUAUCAGAACACGUCGACAGGCGCCGAUAUUGUAGAAUAUCUCCAAAAAAAUUUGGGCGCUUCGAGUAUCAGUUACGCUGAGCGUAUAGGUCAGGAUAUGGUAGAUGUCGGGUUCUUGCGCCUUAUCGGUAACAUGGGCAGUACGUUUGCCAACAGCAGUCGUAUGAACUACCAGUGGAGGUCGAGGGUCUUUCAAAUCACCGGAAUCCCUGAGAACAAAAAGCCAUUGCUUCGCAUGGCGUCGGUCCUGUCAAAUGAGGACGCUGCUGGAUCACCAACUAUUGCAUCUGUUUCUGAAAUGCUUGCAGGCUGGAACCCACUCAACAACCCCCACCCCGACGAGACUCCCUCUGAAAAGCUUCACCGUGAAGCUUAUGAGGCGGAUGAACGCUACAAAGCGGCUGUUAUCAAGCUUGAUCAAAUUAGAUGCAUAUUAGAGGAGGAAAUCAUUGAUCACCUACGAUUCAUGGAACGCUGCGAACUCGACCGUCUCAAAGCUAUCAAGUCGGUGGUCCUCGACUUCUCCGGUGCAAUCAGCAAUGUGAUUCCUAGCUUGCAGAGUACGGUUGACCAAAUGAUGUUGUAUCAGGAAACCAUUCAGCCAUUGGGCGAUUUGAGAUACAUGCUUGAAAAUCACCGCACUGGAGGGUUUGUUCCAAAGGUUCAACCCUAUGAAAAUUACUACGGUUCUGUAGGAGACCAGGUUUUUGGUGUGGAUCUUGAAGCUAGAGCUAGAGCUGACCGUAAACGCGUUCCUGUUAUUGUCACGAACAUACUAACAUUUCUGGACAACCAUUACCCCGACCUCGAAGGCGAUGAUACACGACGAGCAAUCUGGCUCCACGACGUUCCGCUCGCUGCCACCCACCAUCUACGACAAGCACUGAACACUAGUACGGGCGACCAACGUUCAAUACUUGAGAAAUAUGAGAUACCCAUUGUUGCUAGCGUUCUGAAAUUAUACCUCCUCGAACUCCCGGAUUCCCUUGUGUCAUCUCAAGUCUACGAAAUAGUUAAAACGAUAUACUCGACAACUGCUAAUGAAACCACGGAAGAGGGGCGAAUCAAGGUUCUUCAAAGCACCCUCGGUCAGCUUCGUCUCAAUAACAUAGCAACGCUCGAUGCCAUGAUGACACACUUCACUCGUUUGAUUGACUUGACCUCGGCUGAUGAGGCUUAUGUUUCUACCCUUGCUCAAGCACUGGCUCCAUGCAUACUCCGCCCUCGAAUCGAAAGUACCCUAACUAUGAACGAACGUCACAGCUAUCGACUGAUCCGAGACCUGUUUGAUCACAAGGAUGCUAUCUUUGGCGAACUGAAGAGACAGUCGAGCGCCAGUGCUUUUGGGGCAGGGCCAAGCGCAGCUCGUCCACGAGCGAUCAGCACUGACGAAAGCAACCGUCGCGCUGCGAUGGAGGCUCGGAAUCGCGCUAUUGCAAAUCGCAGCCGAGCCACCAGCCCUGCCCCCGCUGCCCGACAUCGUCGUGAUCGAUCCACAGAUGGCUCCUUAGGUCGAUUCCCAGUCAAUGUUAGCAGUCCACAAGGCCCUGAGCGCAAAUCAAGACAAAGUCUAGAUGUUCCGGUUGCUGUACAACCCCAUGCUGAAGAGGAAAACGCCAAAUCAGUAGAAGGGUCCGAAACCAACGGUGCGGCCGCCGAGAGUAAACCCGAAGCUGAUGCAUCUGCAUCAAACGAAAACGCAGCUCCCGCCAGUGGCUCUGACGGCUGACCUCCACCAUCCACUGCUAACGCACCAUCUGUCGCGAAACGAGAUUCACUCACUCGUGGACGCAAUGUCCGACGCGCUGGAGCCAGCCAUCAGCCGGGCGAAGGCAGCGUUGACAGCAACAGCGCGACUGCCAGUAUUCCCGGCGAAGGUGAAAUGAAAGGAGUUACUCUUGAAGAUAAACCAAUGGACGACUUCGCUUAAAAUUUAAGUCUAAUGAUUCGUCACUUUCAAUGCACAAGGGAAAAAGGGCCACUACUGCGACAGACAAGUGUUAUUCCCUGUAUACAUAGUCUGCGAUUUCGAUAUUCUUGUUGUAUGUUUUUCUUGUGAUUUUCUUUCGUCUAUAUUCGUUGAUUUUCGACGUUUUUCUCGAUACCACGGGAAUACAUGUAUUUAUGGACGAAUGGCUGGAGCCAUUCACGAAUGAAUGUUGUCACACCUAGCAUAAGCUUU
Talaromyces proteolyticus is the source of this 3061-nucleotide messenger RNA. Its product is annotated as RhoGAP and Fes/CIP4 domain protein. Bases 191 to 2608 code for a protein of 805 amino acids. The record is from RefSeq and is a predicted model, not a curated record. The transcript has 5 exons. Gene Ontology annotation, biological process: small GTPase-mediated signal transduction; cytoskeleton organization. Gene Ontology annotation, cellular component: cytoplasm; division septum; plasma membrane. Gene Ontology annotation, molecular function: GTPase activator activity. Lineage: Eukaryota; Fungi; Ascomycota; Eurotiomycetes; Eurotiales; Trichocomaceae.